Molecule: messenger RNA, 1722 nt
Organism: Saxophila tyrrhenica
Lineage: Eukaryota; Fungi; Ascomycota; Dothideomycetes; Mycosphaerellales; Extremaceae
Exons: 2
Coding region: 1-1722 (573 amino acids)
Source: RefSeq, a predicted model, not a curated record
AUGCUCCCGCGCGCUUUCGGUCGCCAUGAAGGCUCCUUCUGGUCCCUGCUGUCCUCCAAACCCUCGAGAUCCGCCUUGACCUUCGUACUUGCGGCGAUUCUCGUUGCUGUCAUCUGGCGGAGCUCGAGGCCAGAGACGGAGAAUGCACUCGCAGGCAUCACACCAGUGGUCGUAGGAGACUUCUCCUCUGAAGGACAGCAGGAGGUUGUGCAUGCGACCAAAGGCCGACUACAUCUUCUGAUACCCGCCACGAGCUCGGGACCAGAUUUGUGCAAGCUUCUGCUGUCGGCGCAGAUACUGGGCUACCCUACCCCAGUGCUAAUCAACUUCGACGAUCCGGAAGAUUUGGAGGAUCCCUACAAGCAGCACAUUGCCAAAGUGGGUGGGUUUCUGGAGUACUUGGAGCAGCUGCAGGCGUCGAGCGAGUAUGCGGAGGAUCUUGUGCUGAUUGUGGAUGGAUAUGAUAUUUGGUUCCAGCUGCCACCAGAGGUCCUUAUCAAACGAUACUACGCUCUCAAUGGCGCGGCGGAUGACCGCAUGCGCAAGACUUACGGCGAUGCAACUUUCGAGGCCCAAGACAUGAGGCAGACAAUCAUUUUCGGCCCUGACAAGCUCUGCUGGCCGGUUGAUUAUAGUCGUCCGGCAUGCUGGGCAGUCCCCGAGGCCACAUUACCCGACUACGCAUUUGGACCGGAGACGUCUCGAAUUCACAUUGAUAUGUUCAUGCCACGAUGGCUCAACUCCGGCACGGUUUUUGGGCCCGUGAAGGACGUGAGAGAUCUGUUCAAUUCAACGCUGGAAGCGAUCCACACAAAGUACGAGACCGACUCGGACCAGUUCUACUUCGCCAACAUCUUCGGCGAGCAGGAAUAUGCCAGGCUCACACACAGACCCGAGCUGCUGUUGGAGGCCAAGAGCAAGCGCAUUGGCAUUGAGUGGAACUACACAGACAUUGAGAUUGUGAGAAAUGAGCCACAACUCGAUCCUGCCAACAAGACGGAGUAUCACAUCGGGAUCGACUACGAGUCUACUGCGUUCCAGACAGUCGCUUUCUACAAGCAGUUCCUGAUCUUCAUGCGGCCAGAGGACUCGUGGGAGCCGGAACGGACGCAGGUGACAUUCAGUCGACCUCAAACUUGGAGGCCGCAUGUCAUGCAGCUACCAGACGACAUCCGCCAUUCUCGGCCGCCUUUUCACGCGUUGGCUUCGAGCGACGACGCCAGCACCGACGCCAUGACAUCUUGGUCAGAAGUUGAGCUCCUCUACAACCCCUUGACUGGCCAGAUCCCCGUCUCAGUCCACUUCACCGGAUCCGGCGAGAAGGCCUUGCGAAGGUUUUGGUGGCAGAGGUUAUGGUUCCAGACACGAGCGAGCGAACUGCGGCAGGCCGCACGGAAACUCGACGGCGAAGCCAUAUCCGGCGUUCCCAUUAAUGGCUUGACGUGGUAUAACGCAGAACCUCAGGACGCACAGGACAUUUCAUUCAACGGCAGAGGAGGCGCAUGGUCGGAUGACGGGGGCUGGUUCAGCUGGAACAAGCUGUGCAAGCCUCAUGAGGAACAUAUUUUUGAAAUUAUGAAUGAGGAGUACUACCACGCUCCUCCUAAGGAGGAGAAGGAGGAGCAGGAGGAUGAGGAGGAGGAUGAUGAGGGGGAGAAGCCGGACGAGAAGCCGGAGGAGACGGUGGAGGACGCGAAGCCAGAACCGGAGAUUGUUACGUAG